Molecule: messenger RNA, 213 nt
Organism: Postia placenta MAD-698-R-SB12
Lineage: Eukaryota; Fungi; Basidiomycota; Agaricomycetes; Polyporales; Adustoporiaceae
Exons: 2
Coding region: 1-213 (70 amino acids)
Source: RefSeq, a predicted model, not a curated record
AUGCCCGUAAGGGACAAUCACGUGCAGGGCUUCCGGCCCCCAGCUACUCGUGCGCCCGAGCUUUCGAGCUCGUUCCUGACCACGCGGGGCUGCAUGUUUCAACAUCAGCUGGAGCUACUGUCGCGAUUUGAGGUCAAGCGACAGGGAACAACAAAGGCUGGGGGCAUUCGACUGGAUCUCACCAAAGCGAUGGUGAGCAAAGCUCAAACCUAA